GUUGGAUGUUUGAUAAGAUAAAGCGGAUAUGUUGUGCUCCUUAAAUGAAUGAAUUUUGCUGUAAAUAAAUCUUAGUCUAUUUAAAGUGAUACAAUGUUCUUCUUUCUGUUAUUUCUAUCUAUAACUGCACUUUCACAGUUAGUACAUGAGCAUUCCAAACCUGUUCCAUCAUUCCGAAUCAUCCAUGGAAGGGUUGCAGGCCUACAUUCUCAUCCAUAUCAAGUUGGCAUUUACGUAACGGGAAAAAUUCAAUCCCAGUUUUGUGGCGGAUCAUUGGUAUCGAACAAUUAUGUUUUGACAGCAGCACACUGCGUUGAAGACGUAAAUGCACUAAGCAUGGAACUGAUCUUCGGAGCGCACAACGUCACUGACAAGUCCGAGGAAACUCAAGUGAGACGGAUUUCCACAGAAUUCACUGUUCACCCUGGUACGCUAGCAGGCUGGGGCAUAACAUCCAAUACCCAAAACACAGUAACCCCCCUUCUCCAUGAAGUGAACAUGACCAUAAUGUCAAACGCAGACUGUGCUGCAGUUUCUCCCAGCUACAAGGCGUUCAUAAAGCCCAGCUUGCUCUGCACUUCAGGCCUUGAGAGCGGCGUGAAAGUGGGCUUCUGCAAGGGUGAUUCUGGAGGGCCGUUGGUAGUUGGAAAGGGUCCUGACAGUUGGCUGCAAGUGGGAGUCGUGUCUUUCGGGCAAAGUGACUGCGAAAAGGGGCUGCCUUCAGUGUUUGAGAGGGUCGCGAAGUAUGUCGAUUGGGUAAAGGCUAACAGCGACGUUGUAGUUUAG
Molecule: messenger RNA, 786 nt
Organism: Acanthoscelides obtectus
Lineage: Eukaryota; Metazoa; Arthropoda; Insecta; Coleoptera; Chrysomelidae
Source: the annotation of a GenBank genome assembly